CCAAAAGAAGAAAGGCAAAUUAAACAUUGUUUUCUGUGAAUUGAAAUAGAAUGCAAGAGGCCCAUGAUUUCUCAACACUGUGAAACUGUCAUGUCCCUCAUUCUCCACACAGUCCUCACCUUUGUCUUCAAAUGCUUCAACACAUACAUAUCACAUCCCCAUUAAUUCCAUUCCCCACCCUACACAAAACUCACCAUGCCUCCAUCCACAAACCACCACCACCACCACCACCUCUUCUUCCUCACUCUUGCCCUCACAUCCAUCAUCUUCCUCUCCUCUCUCCCCCCUUCCUCAGGUGGGGCUAGGGCAUCAAGAGAGGAGGAGGAGCUGAGGAAGAUGGUGCUGGGAUCGAGGCCGCCGGCCUGCGUGAACCGGUGCAUGAGCUGCCGGCCCUGUGAGGCUACUUUGGUAAUUCCACCUCAUCAAAGGGCAAGUUAUGGUGCAUCUUAUCACAGAGGGGGAGAUGACAGCUACUAUCUUCUUUCUUGGAAAUGCAGGUGUGGGAAUAAGCUUUAUCAACCUUAGCUUCAUUAAUUCAAUUAAUCAAACAUUUUCAUGUGAUGAUCAUGUACUUAUAACUUUGUAUCAGACGCUUUAUUUAAUUAAUUACUUAUAAACUAGAUUAUUAUAUCGACAAUAGUUAAUAUUGGUUUGGUGUAUUUUUUAGGAGUUAUAUAUGUAUCAUUAAC
Salvia hispanica is the source of this 689-nucleotide messenger RNA. RefSeq names its product EPIDERMAL PATTERNING FACTOR-like protein 8. Gene Ontology annotation, biological process: stomatal complex development; guard cell differentiation. Lineage: Eukaryota; Viridiplantae; Streptophyta; Magnoliopsida; Lamiales; Lamiaceae. The record is from RefSeq and is a predicted model, not a curated record.